UUUCAACCAAAGAAAUUUCUUCCAUUACACUAGCAAGUCAAAAUCCAAUAUACAUUGAGUUUGAUUUGAUUUGAAUAUCAGAUUUUUCGUAUCCAAACCAAAAUCUAAACACCCCUAUUUUGACCUAUGUCCAAAUAGCUAGCAAGAGAGAUUCUUGACACAUGCUUACUUGUCAAUUCUCAUCACCUUCCUAUACAUUCUUGAUUCUUCAACACCCCCCACCCCCUAUUUCUUCCCUUAUAUCCUCUCACUUCACACUUUGUUUUUUUCUCAACCAAAUACAACUUCUUUUCCCAUACCCUUCUCCUCAGUUCUCCCUUUCAUCAAAUUCCCACCUCAAGUUUCAUUAUAUAUAUUAUAAAUACAUAGAAACAAAUGGGGUUGAGUAGCAAACAAGUUUCUGGUGAUCAUAUUGAGCUCAACUGGACUCAAAACAUGCUAACAUCAGACACCAUACAGUCUUCAUCAAACCCUCGUUCAACAACAUUGAAAAGAUCGCUACCAACACAACAAUCCGAUCUUGUAAAGUGUCCACGAUGUGAUUCAACAAACACAAAGUUUUGUUACUACAAUAACUACAACAAAACGCAGCCAAGACAUUUUUGUAAAGCUUGCAAGAGGCAUUGGACCAAAGGUGGCACUCUUCGUAAUGUCCCCGUUGGUGGUGGUCGGAAAAACAAGCGGAGCAAACGACCUAACACCACCACAACUGCCGCCACAACCACUGUGGAUCACAGUUUAGGAUUUAAUGGUCACAAAUACAUGUUCCCAGAUGAUAAAGGCUUGUUCUUUAAACCAAAUGACAGCGAAUUCGAUCAAGUUUCUUGGGAUUUUAAUGGCGGAUUCACCAGUUCCACCACCAGUAUGCAACCAACUCCGCGUCAAAGUUUAGGGUUUUCGAUGCUGUCAAACAUGACCUCCAUGGAUACAACCUCUAUUCCGAUCAUUCCAACUUCUUUUUCGCCAUUGUUAUCUGGUUUUAAAGACGAUUCAACCCUCACCACAGCAAGAACGAUGGUGCAAAAUUCUGCAACAGUUUCGCAGCCAUGGAUGCAGGCUCCAACCACCAGCAAUUUCUUGGAAUCAAAUUACUGGAACUGGAAUGACAUUGAUUCAAUUGUUGAUGAAUCUGAUCUUAACAAGCCCUUUGAAGAUCCACAAGUUUGACAGUAAAUGGAGGUGAGAUUGAGAUUAAAAUUAACCAAAUUAAUUUAGACGAUUUUGUUUCAGGGUUUUUGUAAGUAAUUAAUGGGCCGGUGUGUGGAUGUAUAGUUGUAUACUGUUCUUGAAGCUGUGGUUUCUUUUAGUAUUGAUCAGCUUCAUUGGUUUAAUUAUGGGUUUUUGUUGGUUAAUUCAUCAACUAUAUAUGAAAUAUUUUCUUUUACCAUUGUAUUCA
This is a messenger RNA of Lactuca sativa (garden lettuce), 1396 nucleotides long. RefSeq lists its product as uncharacterized. Gene Ontology annotation, molecular function: DNA binding; DNA-binding transcription factor activity. The record is from RefSeq and is a predicted model, not a curated record. Gene Ontology annotation, biological process: regulation of DNA-templated transcription. Lineage: Eukaryota; Viridiplantae; Streptophyta; Magnoliopsida; Asterales; Asteraceae.